Messenger RNA from Raphanus sativus (radish), 1462 nucleotides. RefSeq lists its product as uncharacterized. The transcript has 2 exons. NCBI's taxonomy places the organism in Eukaryota, Viridiplantae, Streptophyta, Magnoliopsida, Brassicales, Brassicaceae. Bases 79 to 1128 code for a protein of 349 amino acids. The record is from RefSeq and is a predicted model, not a curated record.
GAGAGAGAGAGAGAGAGAGAGAGAGAGAGAGAGAGAGAGAGAGAGAGAGAGAGAGAGAGAGAGAGAGAGAGAGAGAGAAUGGUGUCGUGGCUGAUGACUAUCAAGUCGGUGCUGAUAUCUACCGGCGUCGCCUCCGUGGGACUUCUACUCAAGGUCUCUGUCCCAGUGGCUGUCGAUUUCUCCGUCUCGCAAGCUCCGAUCAUGUGGAGCUCUUUGCUGUCGUGGCUGAAACCGCCGUAUCUCUACAUACUUACCAACGGAAUCAUCAUCACCAUCGUCGCUUCUUCCAAGUACUACCGGAGCACUAGCCACCACGACGAGGAAGAUGACGGGAUCAUUUACGGCGGCGGCGGCGGCGAUUAUAAGCUCCAGACGGAGCUGAUUGUCCAUGACCAAGCUUCUCCGCGGAUGCUGGAGGUGAAUGAUGCGCAGUUCGGUUUCGUAGUCGAGACUCCGCCGUCUCCGAAACUGGAACCGGAGGAGGCGGAGGUAAUAGAUGUGGUGACUAUGGUGGAAGGCGAAGAUGAAAUUGAACCGGAACUUGAGAACGUGACAGUGCGGGAAGGUUCUGAUUUUGUUGGAACCGAUGACGAUGUGAUGUUGCCGGCGGCGGAUUCAAACCGGAAUCAUUUGCCUGAGAGGAUGACUGAAUCGGAGAAUCUCCCUCCGAGUGAGAAACCUUUGGUUUCUUCAAGGUUCGGCCACCGGAAAUCAGUUAAAGCUAGUCAACAAGGUGGAAGAUCGAUGUUGAGGGUAACGAAGCCAAAGCGGAACGAAACGCUGGAGAAUACUUGGAAGAUGAUAACUGAAGGGAAGUCAACGCCGUUGACCAAACAGUUGUACCGGAGAUCCGACACGUUUAGCCGUGGAGAUUCCGGCGGUAGCGGCGAGGCCAGACCAGUUUACAAGAAAUCGGAGACGUUCAGGGACAGGACCAACUAUUACCAGUCUCAGGAGACGGUGGCGAAAGAAAAGGCGAAAGGGAAGGUGAUGAAAGAGCCGUCACUGGGUCAGGACGAGUUGAAUCGGCGAGUUGAGGCGUUUAUCAAGAAGUUUAACGAAGAUAUGAAGUUACAGAGAAUGGAGUCAUUGAGACAGUACCAAGAGAUAACUGGUCGUGGGGUUUAGCUCUUUUUUCUCUUUUUGAAAAAGGUUUUUAGCUCCUUUUCAUAAAUCUUUAAUGAUUUUUAAGACACAAGGAAAAAACAAGACUAAAGAGGUGAUAUAAAGUCAACCGAAAAAAGAAAAAUAUGUUCAUUAGUUUGUGAAGCUUAGAUUUACACAGGUUUUUCGUUUUGUUGGUGUUAUUGUGUUAUAAUUUUACUCAGCUAUACAUUUAGCUUAAAGUUAGGUUUACACAGGUUUUUCGUUUGUUGGUGUUGUUGUGUGUAUAAUUUUAGUCAGCUAUACAUUUGUGUUGCGAAUAUUAAGCUAUGCAUAUAUCAAAUAUGGGUUGCGAAUA